CACGAGGGGCCUUUUCAUCUUUAGGAGACCUGAAUUCUCAGGAGAAUCCUUUCUCAGGAUUAUAUGCUCUUUCAGAACCUAUAGAAAGUGUUCCUGCAGAAAACAAUACUGCAAAAAUUCCUUCUGAAGGAACUAUUUUUGAAGCAAACAUUACUGUGUUGGAUGAACCCACCUCUGAAAAUGCAACCUAUGAAAACGCUGCUGCAGAGGCUGUAGAUUCUGCUGUGACUCCUUUCAACAUAAUGCCAACUGUUCAACAAACCAAUGAGACACAAUGGGAAUACCUCAACUCGAACACUGACUCACAACCCAAGCCUGAAGACUUAUCCUACCCAUUGAUGGCAUCCCCAGGUGAUCAGUUUGAAAUUCAGCUAAACCAGCAACUUCGGUCCCUCAUCCCCAACAAUGACGUGAGAAGGCUCAUUUCUCAUGUUAUUCGGACUUUGAAAUUGGACUGCUCUGAACCCUAUGUGCAACUGGCCUGUGCCAAGCUCAUCUCCAGAACAGGCCUCCUGAUGAAGCUUCUCAGUGAGCAGCAAGAAAUCAAGGUGUCCAAGGCUGAAUGGGACACGGACCAGUGGAAAACUGAGAACUAUAUCACAGAAUCCCAGGGUGAUAACAAAGAGCAUGAGGAGACAAGUGAGCUCACAAAAGGAGUCCCCGGAUAUGGUUAUAACAACAAACUCAUCUUGGCAAUAUCUGUGACUGUAGUGGUGAUGAUUUUGAUUAUAAUUUUCUGUGUGAUUGAG
Messenger RNA from Marmota flaviventris (yellow-bellied marmot), 749 nucleotides. The record is from RefSeq and is a predicted model, not a curated record. NCBI's taxonomy places the organism in Eukaryota, Metazoa, Chordata, Mammalia, Rodentia, Sciuridae.